Messenger RNA from Protomyces lactucae-debilis, 585 nucleotides. RefSeq names its product ribosomal protein L19e-domain-containing protein. Gene Ontology annotation, cellular component: ribosome; cytosolic large ribosomal subunit. NCBI's taxonomy places the organism in Eukaryota, Fungi, Ascomycota, Taphrinomycetes, Taphrinales, Protomycetaceae. Gene Ontology annotation, molecular function: RNA binding; structural constituent of ribosome. The record is from RefSeq and is a predicted model, not a curated record. The coding region runs from base 1 to 585 and encodes 194 amino acids. The transcript has 2 exons. Gene Ontology annotation, biological process: translation.
AUGGCCGGUACACAGAACCUCACUGCGCAAAAGAGGCUCGCUGCAGCAUGUCUCAAGGUCGGCAAGGGCAAAGUCUGGAUGGACCCCAGCGAACAGACUGAGAUCGCAGGCGCCAACUCCAGGCAAAACAUCCGCAAGCUCAUCAAGGAUGGUCUCAUCAUCAAAAAGCCAACCGUCGUCCACAGCCGAUCGCGCGUCCGAGAGAUGGCCAAUGCAAAGCGUCAGGGUCGUCACUCCGGUGCCGGUAAGCGUCACGGUACCUCAGAGGCCCGAUUGCGUUCUUCUGUCGUGUGGAUGCGUCGCCAGCGUGUCUUGCGGCGAUUGCUGCGCAAGUACAGAGAUGCAGGUAAGAUCACCAACCACCUCUACCACUCCCUCUAUGCCAGUGCAAAAGGAAACACCUUCAAGCACAAGCGUGCCUUGAUUGAGCACAUCCACCAGGCCAAGUCGGAGGAGACCCGCGCCAAGCACAUCGCAGAGACCCAGGAGGCACGUCGUGCACGCGCAAAGGCUGCUAGGGAGAGGCGUCAGCAGCGACUCCAGGCAAAGGUCGACCAGCAGUCCGCCGAUGCUACUGAGGCUUAA